This is a messenger RNA of Pseudophryne corroboree (corroboree frog), 4443 nucleotides long. RefSeq names its product Grid2 interacting protein (gene GRID2IP). The transcript has 23 exons. The record is from RefSeq and is a predicted model, not a curated record. The coding region runs from base 148 to 3825 and encodes 1225 amino acids. Gene Ontology annotation, molecular function: protein binding. Lineage: Eukaryota; Metazoa; Chordata; Amphibia; Anura; Myobatrachidae.
AUACACCUGUUGUUAUUUUCUCUGUCUUGACAAAGGCUCGAUUGGAGCCGAAACGUCGACACGAUAUGCUGACAUGCUGACCGUCUCCAUGUGAGACAUACCUGUGAGUGGCAAUACAUUUUCUAUUCUCAAGGAAGUGUUACAUUGAUGCCAGUCACCAAUGAAGCAUGGCCAGAGGCAUUUGGCUUUGGGUUGGGUGGCUCAGGCCCCUGUUACAUUCUAUGGGUGGAAGCUGGAAGCAGUGCACACGCGGCAGGAUUGCAGCCUGGUGACCAGAUACUGGAAGUAGAGGGAAGGCCGGUCUCUUCCCUGACAGCUGACACCCUGAUAACACUGGGUCGGAAGUGUCUUAAUGUGCCCCCGAGUAUUGGGGUGAUAUCACGGGUGCAACAAGUGGAAAUAACAAGGAAAGGCCAGGAGGAGAUUGGCCUCACAGUGGCCGAUGGGAGACCUCUGCAUGUAGAUAGUGUUACCCCUGGGUCUCCUGCAUCCUAUGCUGGGGUAAGAGUUGGAGACUUUCUUCUUGAAGUCAAUGGUCUGCCUGUGACGGAUAUAUCGGAGGCGACCACACUGAUUUCUUCCAGCGGAGAGGAUGUACUCCGACUGGGCCUCCUAUGUGUGGGUCGGAGGCAGAGGCACAGCAGGGCGUACAGUGCUAGCGGAAGAGGACUGGAGACCGCAAGCCAAGCGCAGAAACUCAAAGCUCAGGAAUUUCACCGAAAACUUGAUGAGGUCCUGGGAGAUCAGCCCGCUUUGAAGGAGAAGGUGUUUGCUCUGUUGAAGCAGUACGCUCAGGAUAGAAAAGUGGAUCGCUUGGCAUAUAUGUUACCCAUGAUACUAACCGAGGAGUCUCAGCACCGUCUGUUUGACAACAUCAGAAUAUUUAUCCCCAAGAAGCACCGGCAGCGUUUUGACCAUGUCGUGUCCCAGAGUCUCAUCAGUAAGAUCUGCCGAUCCAGGAGUGAGCGCAGCAAUCGCCUGCGGAGGAGUCGGAGUGAAGACCACCAUGAACGGCUACUGGUGUCUACAAAGGCUGCUUCCAUGCCGCACUGCCAGGACGAGCUGGGCAGAGGACUGAAAAAGAGCAGUUCUCUCAUUGCUGGCAGCGGGGGCACUGGCAAGCCACAUAGGACAGUGCGGGUGUGUAAGGGCAGUAGCAGUUUUGGGUUCACGUUACGGGGUAAUGCCCCAGUGUGGAUUGAGUCUGUUCUCCCAGGCAGCCCUGCAGAAGUGGCCGGGCUCCAAGCUGGAGACAGAAUCUUGUUCUUAAAUGGUUUGGACAUGAGAAACUGCUGUCAUGAAAAGGUGGUCUGCAUGCUGCAGGGCAGUGGCGCCAUGCCUACGCUAGUGGUGGAAGAUGGCAACGUGUCCUACUGCGCAGAUUCAGAUUCGGAUACCACAAUCCCCACAUCUGCUCUCACCUCCCUUCAGUGGGUCGCAGAAAUCCUUCCCUCCAAUAUUCGCAUCCAAGGACGGAGCUUUAGCCAACAGCUGGAACAUCUGCUCACGCCCACUGAGCGAUAUACAGUCUGCAAAGCUCUAGAGAGCUUCUUUCAGCACAGGAACAUCGACACUCUGAUAGUGGACAUAUAUCCUGUGCUGGACACUCCGGCCAAGCAGAUCAUCUGGCAAUUCAUCUUCCAGCUGCUGACAUAUGAGGAACAGGAGCACUGCCAACACAAGAUCGCUCGCUUCCUGGGGUACAAGGCAGCUGCCAUGGAUGCGGAAACUGGGGCUCCUCAUCGAGGGUCUGUCCAUGGACAAGGAAUGUAUCAGGGGAGCAUCCGUACCCCUGGCAUGGAGGAAGGGAAGACAGUAGCUCACUGUGACCCAAUGGACGUCGCGCCUCGCCUGACUUCAGGAGAAAGACAAGCGGGAGAUGGAACAUCAUUACCCGAAACCCCGAAUCCUAAAAUGAUGUCAGCUGUUUAUGCUGAGUUAGAGAAUCGCUUUAUCAACAGUUUCCCAGGAAAAGUUAGCAGUAUGAGAUCCCGUGGGUCGUGUAACCUCUACCAUUCAACAGGAGAACGUAAACUGGCAAAGGGCACUCACUGGCAAAAUUCUGCACCGCCCUCGGACCCAUGUCCCCCACGUCCACCCAGUGCCCCAUCACCCAGCAGUUCCGAGUCUAAUCCCUAUGUCAGCUUGGAUGGCAGCCUGCCUCCUUCGCCAACUCAUAGGAAGAUUUUCACCUUCUCACGGCCGAGUCGCUCCCGAGAUACUGACCGAUUCCUGGAUGUGCUCAGCCGGCAACUGGGGCAAAAUCUAACCAUCACUGACCAGUUUCUUACCCCUGAGAAUGACUAUGAAGAGAUGACUUUUCAGGAUGAGCAGCUGAGCUGUGCACCACCUGAUGUUAGCACCACCAGCGAAUCAGCGGGCAGCAGUGAGGAUGGCAGCUCUCUCACCUAUUCUUCAGUGUCCGACCACAUUCCCCCACCACCUCACAGCCCCCCUCCGCCACCUCCUCCGCAACUUUCCAGAGGAGAGCCAGCAAAAAUGAAGGAGAGCCGUAAAGCAGCGUCCAUGCCCUUCUCUCGGAGUCUGGGGAGCUGCAUACCCCCGUUACCUCCAGCUCCUCCUCCUCUCCCAAUACUGCCUGUUCCUCCUGCGCCACCUCUGUUGCCCCUGGCACACCGCAGCAUGCACCGGCGCAGUGAAUCCAGCCACAUGAGUGUGAAGAGGCUGCGCUGGGAACAGGUGGAGAAUUCAGAAGGAACGAUAUGGGGGCAGCUGGGAGAGGACUCGGACUAUGAGAAAUUGAGUGAUAUGGUGAAGUACCUGGAUUUGGAGCUUCAUUUCGGGACCCAGAAACCAACACUCCUCCCGGUGUUGCCGGAAUCCAUGAAGAAAAAAGGUGCUGUUGAAAUUCUGUCUCACAAAAAGGCCUACAACACAGCUAUCCUGAUUGCGCACUUGAAGCUCACACACCAGGAGUUGAGCCACACCCUGAUGACCAUGGAGAAUGAGAGGCUGGAGCCCUCACAUAUUAAGCAGCUCCUUCUCUUUGCGCCCAGCGAGGAGGAGAGGAAACACUUUCAGGCCUAUGCAGGGAGCCCCAGCAAGUUGAGCGAGCCUGACCAGUUUGCUUUAAAGAUGAUGUCCGUUCCAGAAUACAAGUUGCGUCUGAGAAGUCUCCUGUUUAAAAGCACCUUGCAGGAGAAGACGGAAGAGAUCCGGGCCAGCUGUGACUGUGUCCUCAAGGCCUCCGCUGAGCUCAGAAAUAGCAAAAAACUGGCCAAAAUCCUGGAGUUUGUUUUAGCCAUGGGGAACUAUCUGAAUGAUGGACAGCCCAAAACUAACAGGACAACUGGAUUCAAGAUCAAUUUUCUCACGGAGCUCAAUACCACAAAGACGGUGGACGGGAAAUUCACAUUUUUGCACAUACUCGCCAAAUCCCUCAGCCAGCAUUUCCCUGAGCUGCUAAGCUUUGCCAAGGAUCUCCCCACUGUGCCUCUCGCUGCCAAAGUAAAUCAGAGGUCGCUCACUGCUGACCUGAGCGACCUACAUGUGACCAUUCAGGAGAUAAAAAACGCCUGCAGCCGGAUGAGCAGCUCCCCCCAGGACAAGUUCCCGCUCACCAUGAGUACGUUCCUAGAGAACACCUUCCCCGCCAUUCAGAGCCUGGAUACACUGCAGCAUCGGGCCACAGAGGACUUCUUCAAAGUCUGCUCCUACUUUGGAGAAGACCCCAAGGGCUCCAGCACGGAGGCGUUCUUUGGGAUAUUUGCUGAGUUUAUCAGCAAGUUUGAGAAAGCCUUCAGUGACCUUCAGACAGGUGACACUCCGCUGCCACCAGGGAACCCAUCCCCACCAGUGUGGUAAGGAAGUUACUUGCAGGCCAGAUGGGACAGUGAUUCGCCUUGAGCACCAAUAACCAUGCAGGAACUUACGCCUUGGACCUAACGUCUGAAGCCUGCAAUAAGGGAGAGGUGCUAGGAAGAAGGUAGACAUGUUCCAGAUGUGUGAUGCAAGAAAAUCCAAUGGGCAGACACCAAUGUCAGAAACCAUCAACACGACUAGGAUGGAAUAUAUGAUAUAUACACAAGUCGAAGAAGUCUGUAGAAUUUGGGGGAAAUCAUUGUCCAGGAACCAUACUAGAACAAUCAAAAUGUUAUUUAUUCAGUUAUCUCCUGUGUUUAUUUGACCACAAUGCCUAUUCUUUGUGACUUUUAUAAAACCAUCUCGCAUCUCGUCAGCCACAUAAGUUGCACUGACAUUCGCUUCCUGGCCAUGCUUCUUUGUUUACAGAAAUUUGCCACAGCUGAAUCUAGAUUAUUAACACGCCUGUCACGGAUCAUACAUGAUUAACACACAUCCAGGAAAAAAAAUUAAAAAUAUAUAUAUAUGAUAUAAAUACAUUGCGUAAUUUUACACCAAAAUUCUUCAAUGCUUUCUUGUAAGCUGCAAAAAUAAAGAGAUGUGUAUUUAUUAUAUUUAGAA